Molecule: messenger RNA, 1341 nt
Organism: Helobdella robusta
Lineage: Eukaryota; Metazoa; Annelida; Clitellata; Rhynchobdellida; Glossiphoniidae
Exons: 10
Coding region: 1-1341 (446 amino acids)
Cellular component (GO): mitochondrion
Molecular function (GO): sulfide:quinone oxidoreductase activity; FAD binding
Source: RefSeq, a predicted model, not a curated record
AUGUCACACAUCAUUAAAAGUGUAAAUCUUGGUUCAAACUUGUUCAAAUCUUCGAGGAUCAUCAUCUUAUCAGCCGCUCAUUCAUCAACGUCCACACAAAAACCGGAAAACGAGAAAAAGUUCAAGCUGUUGAUAGUCGGAGGUGGCACUGGCGGGUCUGCCAUCGCUGGCACCUUCGCGAAGAUGCUCAACAAAGAUAUCGGGGUCAUUGAACCGAGUGCCGAUCAUUAUUAUCAAUCCAUGUUCACUCUAGUUGGAGGAGGUUUAAAAACAUUUGACCAAACAUCUCGUCACACCAAAGAUAUUCUAAACAAUUAUUGUUCUUGGAUUCAAGAUAAGGCGGUUACAUUUGACCCUUCCAACAAUCUUGUAAUCACUAAGAAAGGUGAUAAGAUUAAAUAUGACUUCUUGCUGCUAGCCUUGGGACUGCAGCUCAACUACGACGCUGUAAAAGGUUUGCAAGAGGCCAUAGACGGCGAUGCAAACGUUUGUUCAAUAUAUUCUCCAAAAUAUGUUCAGAAAGUCUUGCCUGCAGUGAAAAGUUUGAAAGAAGGUGUUGCACUUUAUACUUUUCCAAGCACUCCUGUCAAGUGCGCUGGAGCCGCUCAGAAAAUCUGCUACCUGUCCGAAGAAAGAUUAUUCAAGAACAGUUUGAGAGAUAAAGUUAUCUUCAAAUACUACACAGCACUGCCAGUAAUUUUUCCUGUGCCAAGAUAUGCGGAGGCGUUAGACAAGUAUGCUGAAGGAAGGUUGAUAGAUGUUAAGAAGAACAGAAAUUUGGUUGAAGUUAGAGGAGACAAAAAAGAGGCAGUCUUCAAAAUCGUAGGAGAAGAAGAUAAAUAUGAAGUCGUCAAGUAUUCCUUACUGCACGUAGCUCCACCCAUGUCUACACCCUCCGAACUCUGGAACACGCCACUGGUUGAUCAGGCUAAUUUCGUUAGCGUCAAUCCCGACACACUUCAGCAUACUAAGUACAAAAACGUGUUCGCUCUUGGUGACUGCACAAGCGCUCCAACGUCGAAAACUGCCGCUGCUUGUGCUUCACAAAUAGGUGUGGUGAGCAAAAACCUGAAAGCCGCUAUAAUGGGACAAGAACUGAAAGGAAAGUACGAUGGAUACACUUCGUGUCCGCUAACCGUAAGUAGCAGUAAAGUCAUUUUGGCUGAAUUUGGAUAUGAUGGAAAAAUCUUAGAAACCUUUCCAUUUGACCAGCGCGUGCCAAGGUAUUCCAUGUUCUUGUUAAAAGUUCACCUCAUGCCUAUCAUCUACUGGAAACUCAUGGUCAAAGGAAUGUGGCAUGGACCCAGUUUCUUCAGGAAGUUGUGGAGAUUUGGAUUGUAA